GUGGUCAUGUUGUUCCCGCGCGUAAAGACGCACUGAGGCGCAACUGGAAGAAAAGGAAAAAAACUACAUUGGACACUUUUUUUUGGACCAUUAAAAGCAACAUAAGAGUGCAAGAUGUUGGCGAGGAAAAGCAUCAUCCCGGAGGAGUUUGGUCUGCCGGGGCUCGCCUCGCGCAUUCCCCGCAAACCGGUGUUCAGGGAUCGCGUGAACAAAGCUCGCUUCAUCGCCAAAAACGGCUCGUGCAACUUGGCGCACAAGAACAUCCGCGAGCAGGGCAGAUUUCUGCAGGACGUCUUCACCACGCUGGUCGACCUUAAAUGGCGUUUCACUCUGGUCAUCUUCACCACGACGUUUGUCAGCAGUUGGCUGCUGUUCGCCAUGAGCUGGUGGCUCGUGGCUUUUGCGCACGGGGACCUGGACCCAAAACGGCAGAACGAGACCUACUGCGUCACCGAUGUCAAGUCGUUCACCUCGGCCUUCCUGUUCUCCAUCGAGGUUCAGGUGACCAUCGGCUUCGGCGGACGCGCGAUAACAGAACAGUGUCCGACUGCCAUCACCGUCCUCAUCCUGCAGAACAUCGUGGGGCUCAUCAUCAACGCUGUCAUGCUGGGUUGCAUCUUCAUGAAGACGGCUCAGUCGAACCGCCGUGCAGAGACGUUGAUCUUCAGCCGUCACGCCGUCAUCGCCGUUAGAAACAACCGUCUGUGCUUCAUGAUCCGAAUCGGAGAUCUGAGGAAGAGUAUGAUCAUCGGAGCCACCGUCAGACUACAGGUGGUGAGAAAGACGACGACACCGGAGGGCGAAGUGAUCCCGAUCCAUCAGAUCGACGUCCAGACUGAGAGCGCGAUAGCCAGUAACAGCCUGUUCCUCCUCGCACCGCUCAUCAUCUGCCACUUCAUCGACAAAAACAGUCCGCUGUACGACCUCUCGGCCAUGGAGCUGCAGUGCAGCGACCUGGAGGUGAUCGUCAUCCUGGAAGGCGUGGUGGAGACGACGGGCAUCACCACGCAGGCCCGGACCUCCUACGUCUCCGAGGAGAUCCAGUGGGGUCACCGCUUCGUUCCCAUAGUAACGGAGGAGGAGGGCGUGUACUCUGUGGACUACUCCAAGUUUGGAAACACAGUCAAGGUAACGACGCCACGCUGCAGCGCCAGAGAACUGGACGAGAAGCCGUCGAUCUUAAUCCAAACGCUGCAGAAAAGCGAGCUGUCGCACCAGAACUCGCUGAGGAAGCGUAACUCCAUGCGACGCAACAACUCCAUCCGUAAAGGCGCCGGAAGCAGCGGGAGCCUGCGCAGGAACAACUCGGGCCUCGCCUCACCCAAAGUCCAGUUCUUCACCCCCGGAGACAGCAGCCAAACCCUGAACGCCGUCACCUGACAUGAGGCCUUCCUCCUGCUGGCUGCCCCGGUCCUCCUGGUGGGACGGAGGAUCGCGGGCGUUGGAGUGUCUCCUGCCCUGAUGGGACUCGUUCACUUUCCGUUCCCCGUCUUCUCUCGACUUAUCUCCCCACACUUUUAUUGCUGAUGUUGCUUCACAUGUGGAGUAACGCGUUUCUCUUCUUAUUCAGAUUGAACUGCUCGAAUCACUGACAUGCUGCAGUCUAGCACUGAUAUCGCCACCGAGAGACCAUAAAUACCACAGUUUGACCUCUUUGUGUCUCCAUGGAUGCAUUAUUUUGGUCCCUUGUGCACAAAAAAAGUCAUCCGCUCCUUCUCCUUCAACACCACGUGCAGGCAAUAGUUUCUAAAAGCAGGGUCAAGAUAAGAAAAAUCUAAUUUAAACUCAUUUAAAAUCACCAAAACGCCUCAG
Messenger RNA from Scomber scombrus (Atlantic mackerel), 1812 nucleotides. RefSeq names its product potassium inwardly rectifying channel subfamily J member 8 (gene kcnj8). Gene Ontology annotation, biological process: potassium ion import across plasma membrane; regulation of monoatomic ion transmembrane transport. Gene Ontology annotation, molecular function: ATP-activated inward rectifier potassium channel activity. The transcript is spliced from 6 exons. The record is from RefSeq and is a predicted model, not a curated record. NCBI's taxonomy places the organism in Eukaryota, Metazoa, Chordata, Actinopteri, Scombriformes, Scombridae. Bases 115 to 1380 code for a protein of 421 amino acids. Gene Ontology annotation, cellular component: plasma membrane.